Anarrhichthys ocellatus (wolf-eel) is the source of this 2726-nucleotide messenger RNA. Its product is annotated as protocadherin alpha-3-like. Gene Ontology annotation, biological process: homophilic cell-cell adhesion. The transcript has a single exon. Gene Ontology annotation, cellular component: plasma membrane. NCBI's taxonomy places the organism in Eukaryota, Metazoa, Chordata, Actinopteri, Perciformes, Anarhichadidae. Gene Ontology annotation, molecular function: calcium ion binding. The annotation marks the transcript as partial. The record is from RefSeq and is a predicted model, not a curated record.
ACUGGUGCUCCCUGACAGGAGGACACCUGGAGAGGUAAGACACAUUGAUAUUAUUAACCGCAGUACAACUACCUGUCCUUUCAUUUUAAGAAGCAAUGCAUAAUUACAUGGCCAUCUGAAUACAAACAUUUAAACAGGUUAAUAUCAAAUUGAUCACAUUGGAUCAUUUAGUACACUAACACUUGUAUUUAGAGAAAUGGACUCUGCUUUCAAGGGUUCCCCUUCUAUCAACUGUAUAAACUGUGACUGAAAUGCAUUUUAAUCCCGUAAUUCCUAACUUUCUAUAGUGCAAUUUGUUUCAUAGAGUUUACUCGCCUUCAUGUCGGCCAUUAAUGCGGAAUCCAUAGUGAUAUUUUAGAGCCAUUAACAAACUCUAAGGUUAAAUGUCUUUUAGAACAAAUAUAUCCCGGUGUUUCAAAAGUAGGAUCUCCAUUUCCUCAGGUAGCAUCAAGUUUUAUUUUUUCAGACACUGUCUUCUUAUUGUUGGGUAGUUGAUGUUUUCAAUAACGCUAAAGUAUUAUACUCCAACACCUCAUAUUGCAGAAUGAACUGUCGCUGUCCGUGGUGAUGAAGUGUUUUUUUUUGUUUUUUUUAUAUAAAUAUACAAAUGCUAUACUUUCUCUGUAAAUUACACAGAUAUAAGAAUUUAGUCGUCUAGACUAUUCCAAAUGAUCGCUUUUUUCAGUAGAAAGUCAUUGUGACUGAAGGCCAUUUCUUAAGGAAAUUGACUGUUGCAAAUCUGUCCUCAUGCAUUAACAGGCUGUUUGUCACCUUGUUUUCGUUGUCGUAUCUUUUGUCGUCACCACAUUUUUUGAUCAAAGAGUGUUGCAAUAACGUUUUGGAUCGGAUGGUGUCGGUAUAAUAGCAAAGUAUGUGCCUCGAGCUUUUCGUCAUCACCGUUAGGACCAAUCCUGUAUUUUGGCAUUACGUGUAAAAGGCUUGAACACAAGACUAGCUCUGUUCAAUUCCAAGAACUGUAUUGGCGACGAAACGCCCUUUGCAAAUGAAUAAGGCUGAUUAUAUUUCUUGAACAUACAAUUACAGAUCCCGGAAUUAUUAUUUUUCUCAUGUACAUUAUGGAACAAAGCCGACGCCAGCCGUGGAUCGUACGAUGGAGAUGCGUCGCCUACAUGUUGGUUUUGGUAACGUUUUGGAGCGAAGCUUCGGCUCAGAUCAAAUAUUCCAUCUCCGAGGAGAUGAAAGAAGGAAGUGUUGUUGGAAACGUUGCGAAAGACUUGGGAAUUGAUAAGGUUACGCUGAAAGAUAGAGAAUAUCGUAUUGUUGGCAGUUCAACGGAACCUCUUUUUCGUUUGAAUAAGGACGACGGAAUCCUGUAUGUCAGUAGGAAAGUGGACAGGGAAGAGAUCUGUGAACGAAGCAAAGCGUGUAUAAUCAACCUUAAAACCGUGCUAGAAAAUCCUCUGGAAAUCCAUUAUGUGGCUAUAGAGGUGCUGGAUGUAAACGACCACUCCCCCGUCUUUCCAGAGAAAGAGAAGCGACUGGAGAUAUUUGAAUCGACAUUACCGGGAGCACGAUUCCAGAUUCAACCUGCACGCGACCCCGAUGGUGGUCAGUUUACUGUUCAGCAGUAUACACUCAGCCACAAUGAUCACUUUCGUUUGGAAGUGAAGGAGAGGGGCGAAGACCGUAAGAUGCCCUUUCUGAUAUUAAAGAAGCAGUUAGACAGAGAGGCUUUGAGAGAACACAAGCUUCUGCUCACAGCUAUUGACGGUGGGAGGCCGGCGAGGUCUGGAACAAUAGAAAUACUCAUUAAGGUGCUUGAUGUUAAUGACAAUUCACCUGUUUUUACAAAAGAUGUAUAUUCUGCUGUUCUAUAUGAAAACGCAGCACCUGGUACGUUAGUUAUUCAGGUUAAUGCGACCGAUUUGGAUGAGGGUGCAAACAGCGAAAUUGUUUACUCAUUUGGUGAAGAAGUAGAUUUACAUUUACAAAAACUAUUUAACAUCGACCCAACGACAGGAGAUAUUAAAGUGACCGGUUUGAUUGAUUUUGAAGAAAAUGAAAGCUAUGAAAUUGAUAUCCAAGCUUCAGAUCGGGGCAUAGCCCCCUUUUCCGCAGACAAAACUGUGAUAAUAAAGGUAAUCGACCUUAACGAUAAUCCCCCAGAGAUUGAAAUUACAUCAUUUUCCAAAUCAGUUCCCGAAAAUUCUAAAAUUGGAACGACUGUAGCUUUAAUCAGUGUGAACGAUUUGGAUUCAGGCCCCAAUGGUCAGGUUUCCUGCUUUAUACCUGAGGACGUUCCUUUCGCUAUAUCUCCAUCCUUGCAAGAUAAUAUGUACGCGAUAGUGACCAAAUCACGACUGAACAGAGAAGAAAAGUCUUUUUAUGAACUUACAAUUGUUGCAAAGGACACCGGUGAGCCAUCGCUCUCAUCUGAAAAGACAUUGAGUGUUGUUGUAUCAGACGUGAACGAUAACAGACCACAGUUUUCACUGAGCCCCUAUACGUUCUAUAUUACUGAAAACAAUGACCUAGUAGCACCAGUAUUUUCAGUUAGGGCAUCUGACCUUGAUGAGAGUGAUAAUGCACAUAUUUCAUAUCACAUUCCGAGGGAUCGCAGUGGGGAUAAUUUAGGUCUGUUUUUAAAUAUCAACACAGAAAAUGGAGAUAUUUUGGCCCUUAAAAGUUUUGACUUUGAAACUCUGAAAACGUUCCAGUUCCAAGUUGUUGGCACAGAUUCUGGAACUCCGUCACUAAGCAGCAAC